AGGCGCAGCGGGCGAAGCGGCUGGCGAGCUGGCAAGUUUACCGAGGUUCCGCCGAACGUGUGGGCUGUUGCGUCGCGUUGUAAAAACAAACAUAAACGUUUCAGCGUUUCCUUGAAGGCUAUCUAGGAGCGAGUCGUUGUAGACGAGUGUGGUUGUUGUGUGUUUGCUCUUCCAGAGUCGUGCGGAAUCCGUUGCCGUGUGAUCUAAUGUGAUAUAUAUUUUUUUAUGGUGUUGGUGUGCACAUCGUGCGUUGGGAUCACCGAUCUGUGUGCGGUGUUGUGUUUCUUUUUGUAACUCGAAUCAACUUGUGGAUAAAGUUCAUCUCAGCGUUGCAGGAUAAAUUUGGAUUACAAAUUAUGUAGUUCAGAUGACGUCAGGUGAUGGCAGCAAAGCUUCGAGAAGCUGCCGCCAGAGGAAACACCCAAGAAGUGCUGCGCUGUCUGGAGGAUGGGGCCAAGAUACAGCCCGAUGAGAUCGGCCGCACGGCGCUGCACCUGGCGGCCUCGGCCGGACACGCGGACGUGGCGGCGGCACUGCUGCUGGCCCGCUGCGACGUGAACGCCGCCGACAAGGCGGGCUCCACGCCGCUGCAGAGGGCGUCCGCCGAGGGACACCUGGACGUGGUGAGGCAGCUCAUCAAGCAUGGGGCGGACAUCAACCGCCAGGACACCGUCCACGGCAACACGGCGCUGCACGAGGCCAGCUGGAAGGGCUACAGCCGCACCGUGCAGGCGCUGUGCAAGGCGCGCGCCAACCUGCACCUCAAGAACUGCGGCGGGUUCGCGGCGCUGCACCUCUGCUGCCAGAACGGCCACAACCAGAGCUGCAGGGAGCUGCUGCUGGCGGGCUGCAACCCCAACCUGCAGAACAACUAUGGAGACACUCCACUGCACACGAGCGCCCGAUACGGACACGCGGGCGUCACGCGGAUCCUCAUCAGUGCCAAGUGUCGAGUGUCCGACCAGAACAAGAACGGCGACACGGCGCUGCACAUCGCUGCAGCGAUGGGGCGACGCAAGCUGACCAGGAUACUGCUGGAGGCCGGCUGCGACAAGAACCUCAAGAACAAGCAAAGCGAGACGGCCCGAGACAUCGCCACUCGGAAGGACCUGAACGAGAUUCUCAUCAUCCUGACGAGCGCGACGAGGGGCAAGGGCAAGACUGGGCACAAGGGCGGCCACGAGAAGGAGCGGGCAGAGAAGCAGCACGGGGAGAAGAACGAGAAGAAGCGCGAGAAGAACGAGAGCGGCACGAGCAGCAAGGACAGCAGCAGCCGGCAGAAGGAGAAGAAAAAGCAGAAGCACGAGCACAAGGUGCACUUCCAGAAGACGGCGCUCGGCAAGCAGGUGUCGCCGUACGGCUGCCACUACUACCCCGACGCCAAGGCCUUCCCGCAGCCCAACCUCGACUCCCUGCCCCACGAGCCGCUCAGGAAGGGCGAGCAGUACUACCUGGACCUGGCCGGCAACAUACGCAAGGGGCCCGUGGGCGUGGGCUACACCUGCUACUGCGCGCCCUUCUUCCAGCACAUGGAGGCCCGACUGGAGCGCGACAAGCAGGAGCUGAAGGAGCACAUCGACCAGGCCAACCAGCGGCUGGACGAGCGCGUCUCCAGCCUGGAGCGCCGCACCCAGGGCCAACUGUCGGAGCUGACGCGCUGCGUGGUCGCCGAGCGGGCGCGCUGCAGCGAGCGCCACCUGCAGCUGGCCGAGUGGAUGACACGUCGCGGCCCGGGGCGUGCCUCCGAGAGGACCGUGCGGGACGCGCCCUUGCCGGUGCCCCGGGCCCGCAGCCUGGAGCUGCUGCUGGAGGAGAGGGGCGACCCCGAGGCGUGGCACGACGUGCAGCGGCCGGGAGCGAGGCUGGGUCGAGACCCCGCCGUGCACAACCACAGCAUGGACGACCUGGCGGAGAAGGGGAGGUCUCACCCGCACCGCAGGUCCGCUAACGAGCUCAAGUCCGGCCGGGAGGGCGCCGCUCGCAACAAGCACAACCGCAGCUUCGAGAACCUCCUAGAGCACCACGGCGGGACACGGCAGGACCUCCAGCGAAGGUUGGCGGAGGAGCUAUUGGCUUCGCACCGCCAGAGCCAGGCGGAACGAGGUCUGGACGAGAGGCUCGCGGAGGUGCACUCGGGUCAAGAGGAGCUGGAGCCCACCCCGGAGGACUGGCGGGGCCAGCCGACGCGGCGGUCCGUCCACGAGAUGGUGGCGAGGAUACAGGGCCGGCAGGCACGGCCGGAGGGCGACGAGGGCCGGAGGGCGAACACGGGGCCGGAGGGGCCGCAGAAGUGGGAGAAGGUCAGCACGGCGAGCUGGGCGAGGAACGGCGAGGCUCACUACGACCUCGGGGACGGCAGCAGCUCUGAAUCCAGCGACGGGGAGGACGACGACAGACUGAAAGUGUUUCAGGAGGCGGGCGUGAUGUUGGGUGUGCCGACGCGCAACUACGAGAACAUGGUGUCGGGACUGCCGUACCGCAGUCGCAGCGCGGUGUACAGUCCGACCCAGGACACAGACCAGCACAACGACUCCGGCUACAGCACCAAGCUGUACGGCAGCUCCAAGGGUGCUUCCCCCUCCCUGUCAGGUAACCUGGACAGCGACGGUGUGGUGUCAAGCACCACGGUGUACCACAACCCCAAGCCGCCGGACCCGCCGCAGCCGCGCCACAGGUACCUUCAGGGAGAAGACCCCAGUGUUACCAGCGUAGUGACCGCGAGCCUCGUGUGAAGUGCGAGGAGAGACGACGACGGUGUGCACUGCCAUAUCCCACGUUAAUGUACAAAUAUAUCGCUUGUGUAGUAAUGUAACAGAACUCGUGUACACUUGGAAAAGCUUGUAAAAUAAGAUGGUUCCCACAAAAAUAAUAAUCUGUGUUGACCCAAAGAUAUGUAUAACUUGUUUCUUACAGUGAUGCCAUAAUGUUUACAGUUCUAUGUAUUAUGUAUAUAUAAAUAAUUAAUAUAAUCUAUCUUUUAAUAAAAAAUUU
Molecule: messenger RNA, 2991 nt
Organism: Bacillus rossius redtenbacheri
Lineage: Eukaryota; Metazoa; Arthropoda; Insecta; Phasmatodea; Bacillidae
Gene: dgo
Product: ankyrin repeat domain-containing protein 6
Exons: 12
Coding region: 381-2732 (783 amino acids)
Molecular function (GO): protein binding
Source: RefSeq, a predicted model, not a curated record